UAAACCUUCAAGAUGGCGACGGCGGGAAUAUCGGAGAUUUACCGCAAUGUUUUAGGAAGCGAUUUGUCCCAGUGCGUGAGAAAUUCGAAAGUUUUGAUGGUUGGAGCAGGUGGUAUCGGCUGUGAACUUCUAAAAAAUUUGGUUUUAACUGGUUUUAAGGAUAUCGAAGUGGUGAGUGCGUCAACUAUUGAUGUUGUGAAAAAUGACAAUGCACAUGUGUGAAUGCAUUGACAACUUUAAUUAAAAUGAAACGCUUGAAAACAUGCAUUUCGGCAUGCUUAGCUGUAUGCUCUUAUACAGCUGUCUGAUAGCAUACCGGCAAGAAUUGCAACUAGAUCGGUUUGCUAUUGCUGGAAACGUCUUUCCCACUGAUUAUCAAAAUUUUUGACAUUACAUUUACUUUUGUACUCUAACGUAAGUGUUGGUUUCUCUGUGUUGUAAUUAUUAUUUUUUCGCACUUGUAGGAAUUGACUUUUUUCAAACAUUACAGUAAAAACAUUUGCUGAGGCAUCGUCUUGUGUUUUCUUCGAAUUGGCCCCUGCCUGUUCAAUGAGCCUGAACUGAUAAAACACUGAACUUAAAAAGUAAUCAUAUAACUGCUUUCCAUUUCUGAGUUAAUAAUUGAUUUUGCAUUCUGAUCAUCUGGGUGAGAGAAGUCCUGACAAGGACUGCUCUUGGUGACAUUGACUGGCACUUUGACAGCCUGACUGAAAGUUGAAACCUCAGUCACUGCCAAGUGGUAACAGUUCUGUUCAGGGAAACUCUUAGUCAGACAAACAGAGGAGAUGAUCAAUGUUGUGAAAUCUAUAAUAUGAACUGUUUGGCCUCAGGCACAAUUUUAUUGAAAAAAAAAACAAAAAAAUCCUAUGUGAGACCCAAUUGUAGUUGAUAGUGCAAUGCAAGCAGGCAUACAUCUUGACUAGACGUAAAAUGAAAGUUAAAAGGAAGAAAAUGAAAUAGUGUAGUUGUAUAAUUAUAUACACUUGACUGAGUAAGGUCAGGUUGGGCAGAAAAAUAUAUAUAGCUCCAAUUAGUACAUGAUAUGUAAUGCAUGUGUAUUCGAAGAUUACAGAUAAAUCACGUGCUUUUUAUGCUGUACUCAGGUUAUCAGAAGCUAAUGGUAAUUCCAGUCUUCAUUAUUUUAUUUAGAUUGAUCUGGAUACCAUUGAUGUUAGUAACUUGAAUCGCCAGUUCUUGUUUCAAAAGAGACAUGUUGGAAAAUCCAAGGCACAGGUACUGUAGAUACACCUCAAGCUGUUACUGAUUUAGUUUCACAGUGUUAAAGUUUCUAACCCCUUUCUAGUUCUGAUUUAAUGACCUGUUGGUUCACCAACUGAUUUGCAGUACAUAUACUUCAGUCAACUUAGCUAGACUACACACAAAGAUUGUAGGGGAAAAAUCAACAAAAUUAUUUUAUUUGAUACUGUAUCACAUAACAAGAAAACAAGUGGAAUUUACACAAUGAAAUAAAAUGUGAAUGAAUAUUCUUUUGAAAAAUGUACCAAUUACAAAAAAGAAAUACUCAGUAGGACAAACACAGAAAGCUGAACAGUGGGAUUGAAUGAUCAUCAGUGAUCAGCCACACUUAACAUAUUUCAGUGAAUAAAGAGCAAAAGUUUCUAAAGAAAUUGUGGUACUAUGUUGGUGGUGGGUAUUACAAGAUGAUUUGAUUUUGUAAACUGAGUUGAUGACUGAAAUUGGCCGCUGUAAAGAGUUUCUAUAACCGACUUUUCAAAUGUUAACCCUUUGCCAGAGCAUUGGCCAAGUCUCAUGAUCAACUUAGGUAUUAAAACCAAAAUAUCUCAAAAUAGAUUUAUUUUAAUGAGUGCCCUGUAUGUAGAUGAAGUCAAGAAGACAGGAUUUUUUUUCAGCCUGACUAAGAUGGAUAGCAGGAGUUUUAAUAAGCAUGAGACAAAAGUGCUCUUCAAAUUAACACAUAUUUUGUUAUAUUGGUUUUGAAAAUUAAAGAAUGUACAGUAAUGAAAGAAAACAAAAUGUUAAAUCUCACAGGUAUCCCGUGAGAGUGCUCUUCAAUUCAAUCCUGACGCAAAUAUCAAAGCUCAUCAUGAUAACAUUAUGAGGUGAGUCACCAAUACUUGCCCUUUACCUUCAUGCAUUUUUAGUAUUGGUAGGAAUAAGGUAAAAUGUGUUGAUUGAAAUGAAUAUACAUAUACAAGGGGUGUAGCUAACCUAAAACCCAGUAGGCCUGGUCCUAUAAUUUUUUUUCCACCUACUUUACUUCUCAAAUAUGACCCUUGCAAAAAUGUGGCAACAAAAAUUGAACUUUCUUAAGGAACAGGCCUACAGAAAGUCAUAUAGUGUUUUAUUUUCACAAAAUUGAUUUUAUUUUGAGGUCGAUGCUUUUUUCCAGUUAUCAAUAACUAUGUACUGUAUGAUAAAUGACUCAACAUCUAAAACUCCAAAGGAGCCUCUGUUUGGCUUAAAAUUUUACACCUUGAGGAAUGGUGGUUAUUACCCAUAUUUAUAUCCCUUUACUUUUCUCAAAUUCUUUUCUGAAAUAGUUAUAAACAUGUCUGAUUCUUUCUACUUUUUCCCAAAACUUAGCCCUGAUUAUGGUGUAGACUACUUCAAACAAUUUGAUGUGGUGAUGAAUGCUUUAGACAACAGAGGUAGGGUGAUUCAACCUUUUCAUUCAAAGAUCUGAAAGACAAUUCUCUUACAUGUAAAAUUGUUCAAUGCAAAUUUUUUUUUUGUUUACUGCUGAGAAUUUUGAGUUAAAUCAUGGCAAUAUUCUUAAUUGAGGAUUCAGUUAUCAAUAAGUUUUUCAUUGGUUCGUGUGUAGAUUGUAAAAUGCUUUUUGUGACAUGAUAAUGAUAUUUUUGUUUCUGUUUUGCAUGUAGCGGCCAGGAACCACGUGAACAGAAUGUGUCUGGCAGCGGAUGUUCCUUUAGUGGAAAGUGGCACGGCAGGUUAUCUAGGACAGGCUACUGUUAUUAAAAAGGUAUUAAGCUAUUAACAACUGAUUGCAUGAUUUUUCUCAAACAAUUUGAAAUGAAAAACCACGCAUAAACUUUUUAAAAUUCUUCAAACAUAAGAUCAUGUAAUUACCAAUACAACACCAGGUUGAGCUCAUUAAGCUUUACAGUGCAUCUUAAGUGGACCAAGUCUUGUCAAUUUUACAUUUUUUGUUACUCUGCCUGACCUUCCCUGACAUACAUUGUGUCCAAGUGCAGCUAACUUAACUUGUGUUUGUUUGCCAUUCCUCAGGGGGUUACUGAAUGUUAUGAAUGCCAACCAAAACCUACACAGAAGACAUUUCCAGGGUGCACAAUCAGAAAUACUCCUUCAGAACCAAUCCACUGUAUUGUGUGGGCAAAACAUCUUUUUAAGUAAGUAUUGACUUAAUUAUUAUUCAUUAAAUGUCAAAACAAUGCAAACAGAAUGGUUUUAGUUUUACACUUACUGACUGUAAAAUAUUGUACAACUAGAAUAAAUUAGCUUUCACAUGACCAGUGAUGAGGUAAUUAUUGUAGUUUUUUUUCUUUUGGAGCUAGUUUGGAUGUUACACCAUAUUUACAAUCCCCUCAACUACUCUCAUGCAUUAUGAUCUCUUGAUAAAACCCUACACAGUUAACUUUUAUAGAAAGUAAAGUUUAGAAGGAGAGGUUGGUACAUACAGAAAGUGUGCCACACAUAUUGGUUUACAAGGUGUUGUUUUUAAUCUGCCUGUAGCCAGCUGUUUGGUGAGGCUGAUGCAGAUGAAGAGGUAUCUCCUGACACUGAGGAUCCAGAGGCUGUGGGUACGGCAGGAGAAAGGGCAGUCCAAAAUCAGGAGAAGGAGGGUGGGACUGGAGGCAUUGAGAGAGCAUCAACAAGAACAUGGGCUGAAGACAUUGGAUAUGAUCCUGUUAAGUUGUUUAACAAAGUAGGUCAAGUGAAAUUGCGAUCAUUUUAUGGAAUCUCCCAAUGGCCUGUGAGGUCAGUGUCAAACAGAUUUGCUGAUGGGCUUAUCAAUUGGAAGCUUCAACAUCCCCCCUCAAGACAACAUUUUGGCAACUUCAUUUGGUUUUCCCAACCCUAAGAAACAGAUCAGUAAGCUCAAAAUGAUAUGUUCCUAUAUUGCUUUCUCUUCAGCUGUUUAAUGAGGAUAUCAAGUACCUUUUAUCAAUGGAUAAGUUGUGGAAAAAGAGAAAACCUCCUGUGCCUGUUGACUUUGAAAGCAUCCAAAAAGGUUAGAAGUAAUGAUUCUGUUUCCCUAUUUGUUGUGGGGAAUUGUAGACCUAGAGCUCCACAACUCUAGUACUUAAGUUGAGGCGACUUUUCCUUGUGAAUAUUGAAUCACAUUUUUCAUGAGAGGCAGUUUAGCUGUUUGAGUGAACUGUGCUAUAAUAGGUUCAAGCUGAAAUACCUCGGACUCCAGAUGCCUCAAGCUAGGUCUAGUCCCAAAACCUUUACCUAUGAACUUUCUGUGAGCAUCUUAAACCAUUCAUAUGACAAUAUGAAUGGAGAAGGAUCCAGAUAAUAUGAUAGGGGGUGUUCAAAAUGGACCAACCAUGCCUGCCUCCCCCUGCCCCAUCACUCUCAGUUACACCAAAAACUCAGCCAGUGGAGUAGUAGUUUGUUAUCGCGUUGUUAUUGUUCACACCAAGUAUUUUGGUGUCAGGCUGGUAACAAAGGAAAAACCUUGAGGUACCAUAUUAAAAGAGGUGGGGGGGGGGGUGUGCAGACCUCUGGGACCCUUUACCUGGAUCCACCACUGCUUUUCACUUGUCCUCGCAAGAUUUAGGUAAUGGAACUGCACUCAUCGUAUGGUUUAAAAAUAAUUAACCAUUAAACAAAACAGAAUGAUAACAGCAACAACAAACAUUUACAAUUUUGUAAAUUGAGUUUUUUUAAGAUCCUUAAGAAAAAAGACACUGAAUGCUUUAAAACCAAGUGUGAUUGUUCUGCAGGAUGCGAAAAUGAUGAAAAGAACGCGGAUAAUGGUUUACAAGAUCAAAGAGUAUGGAGUCCUGAUGAGUGUGCAGACAUCUUCAGUCAAAGGUUGGUGUCAUGGAAAAGCAUUUUUUGUUUGAAUGCCAAUAAACUGAUACCAAGUACAUAUUGGCGAUUUACACCAGAGGUAAAUUUCCCAUAAGGAAAAUUAGAUUUGAAAGGAAAUGCAGUCGACAGUGGUUUACUCGAAUCUUCUUCACCAUAGUCUGUAGUUCUCAUUUCCCACAAACGUAAAACUCUAAACGCUUAUUAUAAUUUAGUUUCCCUUUAAUAUACCUUUUCUUAGAUUUUAGUUGGUCCAUUUAGUUUCCCUUUAAUAUACCUUUUUUUAGAUUUUAGUUGGUCCAUUGUGGACAUAUACCUUAAAGGAUAUGAAUUACUGAUGAGAGUGGUCAAUUUAACCCUUUAAUCCCUAAGAGUGAUGAGGUUCUAAUUUCUCUUUACAAUCUAUCUCUUGAAUCAAAUGUUUAAGUCACGAGAAUAAAGGAAAUGAUCAGCAACUAACGAAGCUCUUGAUGAUUUUACAAAUUCUCCUUGUUAGAAUCUUGGAAAUGUAGAGAGAACAGUAUGGAGAAUGUGCAUAAUGAUGUUGGGGUGUAAAGGGUUAACAAAUGCAUCCCAUGCUGCCGUGCGUCGUUUCAGUAGCGAUCACAGAUGACUUCAAAAUGCGAUAAGAACUGUUGUUCUUGCCACAUUUUGACGUGUUCUGUGAUCUUUGAUCACUUUAUAGACCCACGUCGACAUGGCAUUUAUUGGUUUUAAUGUUAAAAAGAGCAAAGUGUAGUGAAUGGAACGUCAUCUAUGGGUCUGUCCUCUGUACCAUAAAAACGUAAAUAAAAAUGCGUACAUUCAUCUUAGCGUAUAAUUUAAGACAGUUUCCUUCCGCUAUACUUAACUUUGUCCUUUCAUCAUGAGAAAACAAUUUCUUAACCACUUUAACUCCGUCAAAGCAUUAAGAUUUAGGCGAUUCAGUCAUUGCUCGCAUAUAUACAGCAUGUCUUUAACUAUUUAUAUAAUAAUUAUCUUUAUCAUUCCAGUGUUGAUACAUUAAAGCAGCAGUUACUGACCAGAGGAGAAGAUCUUGUGUGGGAUAAGGUCGGUGUUUCAUCGGAUUGACUUCACACAAACUAGUGACAGCAGUAAUGUAGAUAACGGAAAGGAACCCGGGAAAAGAUGAGAAGCUAGGAACUUAUUUACCUUGCUGGAAACAACGCACGUUUGUUAAAUUGGCUUUUUCAUCCACAUUUUCAUACCUGGUAAAUUUUACCCACAUCCCCUGAGAUGUUUGACAACGGCCUACCAACAGAAUGCUUAGAGUUUCAAUAAACUUGAGUUACGUAAUAAAGUUACAAUCAAAACAGUGUUCGCUGGUUUACUGACCAGCGGUCCACUUAUGGCUCACUACUAAUUGCAAAGAAUCGGCCAACAGACAGCUUAUAGUUUUCCAACAAAUAUCUACCGGUUCUUUUGGAGUUUUUUCUUGCUUUUUGUCCUUUCUUGAAGUCCAUAAAGUUGCAAUAUUUUUCAUAGUUGAAACAAGUUUUAAGGCUUGAAUUUUUACAUUGCUGUCCACAAUUUUUUUUUUGCAACUGUAUAUUACACAGGAUGAUCCGGCCUCCAUGGACUUUGUCACAAGUGCAGCAAAUAUCAGAGCUCACAUCUUUAGUAUUCCAAUUAAAAGCCGCUUUGACGUGAAAGGUUUGUGAGUUGUAGCAAGUACUGCAGAGUAUGCCGGCUAAACAGCUCGACACUCAACGUGUAGCUGAACACAGAACUCUGUAGACUUAGUAGCACCUUCGAGGGAAAGGGUCGUAUACACUUCGUUGGGUUUGUUGCAUUUAUCCUAUCUUUACAUAAUUCAAACUUUUGCAAUUGGUUUUAUAUUCGCCCAGCGUUUUGUUUUUAUUUUGUUUUAGCUAUGGCGGGCAACAUAAUACCAGCCAUUGCCACAACAAAUGCCAUAGUAUCUGGUCUCAUUGUUAUGCAAGCUCUUAACAUCCUCAAUGGAAAGCUGGACAAAUGCAAAACGGUACGUUUCCACCACGACAACAAUUACAACAACAAAAAUAGCAAAAGGCUUUCAUGGUUUUGAGGCGUUUGAGACAUUUCAGCUUUAUAGACUGGAUUGAAUUCCACUUAUUCCCAGAGAGCUUUGGGAGUCAGUGUCGAAGGUUGUCUUAGAUUGUAGAGCGCUUUUCGAUUAAGCGUGGAAUACCAAAACCAAAGUCAUCGCAACGGCUAAUCAGAACAAAAGAAAAUAUCCUUCGGAGCCAACGAGAACUCAGAGUGAAAAAAUGGCUAACGGUCAAAAAGGUGGGAAAAUACAUUCGUGCUUGGUUAUAGUUUUGCAUCUGAUUGGUCGAGAGAGUGGCGCAAGUUUUCUGGACCAAUCACAGAGCAAAGUAAACAAGAACCAAAGCAAUCUCGGAUACUUUUGACACUCAAUGGAGAUUGCUCAAGCGCGUAGCAAAACAAAACCGCCGCGAUUUAAGGCGCAAACGCUUAGGGGUGGCCGGUGGGGAACCAAACACUAAAAUAAUUACUUCACUUGAUCUCUGGUAACUUUCUUAUUGUCGUUUUACUUGCAGAUUUAUCUUAACCGUCAGCCGAAUCCAAGAAAAAAGUUAUUAGUUCCUUGCAAUCUCGUUCCACCGAAUCCCAAGUGCUACGUUUGUGCCGCUAAACCAGAGGUAAGGUAGAGGUAAAGUGUUCCUCAAAGAAAUUUUAUUGACAGGAUGCGCUGAAAUGGUUCAAAGAGUGUUUUACUCUCAGUCCAUAGAUCUGGUUAACCCAUUGACUCCCAAGAUCUUAUUAGUAAUUCUCCUUACUGUCUGCUAUACAAUUCUUCUGAUGUUACUUCUGAGAAUUUAUAUUGGAUAAACCAAUAAUCCCCUAAUUGAUAGUUUUCUCGGUUCUUAUCACUUGUCCUCGUGGUUUUGUAUGGAUAUCGUAAAGAGAAAUUCUGUCUUGGUCACUCAUAAGAGUUAAAGGGUUGAGAAGGGAAAUUAUUUCAGUUCCUCUACUUAUAGUUUUUUUUUAUUUAAAUUUUCUCAAUGCACACACGAUCAUGUUCGAUAACUACUGCUUUCUCUUUUUGUUAGGUUACUGUCUUCUUAAACACAGAAACUCUUACAAUCAAGACGUUAGAGGAAAAAGUAAGUAAAAACAUUCUUCAAAAAGCCCUCAAACCUUUCUCUGCUACUCUUCUUCUUUGGAGGUCUGUGUUGCUUUUCUCUUAGUUUACUGUUGGGAAAAAAAGGAAACAAAAUGCAAUCAUCUUAUUUAGUCAACCAGAAAGAGUGACUGUGAGGAACUGAAAGAAAUAUUUCAGUGUAAACUGAGAAUGCAAAGGGCUUAAAAUGCCGGGAAACCCAUAGAGGAAUCAACGUUUUGUAUAUGUUCUGUUCCUAAUUGGUCGAGGUUCAGCACGAGAGCUCUGAUUGGUCGAGUAGCGAUGCAAGAGGGCUUGUAUUUCAUUGCAAUACUAAAAGCUUUUUAACUUAUCAGUUUGAAAAAUUGCCUAUGGCAUUAGAACAGAUUUGCCUUUAGCGAUUACUUUACCCUUUGAGCUGUUAGUUAUGAAAAAUAGUUUAAACUCCGUUCAAAAUCGAUUUUGUGCGUUUUUCCUCAGAUACUAAAGGAGAGGUUUGGUAUGGUGGCACCUGAUGUCGAGAUCGACGAUGGAAAAGGUAACUUUUCUAUAUGUUUUUAUUCACUUUUUUUCCUCUUCCAGACUAUCCUUGAUCAAGUGUGACCAGUAUUUCAGCUCGGCUAAUUUUGCCCUCUUUAGUUUCCGUCCUAAAGGAUCAGUGUACCUCCCAUUUUCUUACAAACGAGUUAGGGUAUGAUGCAAUUUCUGAAUUUUGAUUUUUUUACAGGCUAUGGUCUCCUAGCUCGUAUACCACGGAAAUGAGAGAGUUGUAGUAAACAGGACGUGUGACACCAUUUUUUGUCUCAUAUUCAACGCGCACUAACUAUCACCAAAACAUUUUUGAAUAACUACAUUAUACACGCUGGAUUUGACUGAUGUUUUUUUUUUUUCUUUAUGGGGGAAUAUAUGGAAAUCGAUCACAUGCUAUGGCUUGCAUUUAUGAGCGGAAGAAAUUAGAAUAUGUGCAUGUGAUAUGUAUGUUUUUCGUCUAUAUAACAUGUAUAUUUGCAGCCGUCGUUAGCAGUCAUAACGCAGAGUAAUCGAUGUAUUGACUAAUUUUACUUUUUUCAGGCAGCAUAUUAAUAUCCAGUGAGGAGGGUGAAACUGACGGUGAGUUAGACAUUUAGGAUUGCAUGAUUUGUAAUUGUCUUACAUAAUUAUGCAUGCAACUUAGCAACACAACUUGAAAUAAGGAAAGAAGUAUACUAGUCUUGUUUCUUCUUAACUUGAACCAAGCAAAUGGGAAAAGAUUAGUCAUAAAUAGAGGAAACCCAUUGGAAAAUAUUAUAUGUUUAAAGAGAAAUCAUAUUUUUGCAACUUAUGCUGUUUAUUCAGUGUCUAGUAAGCAACUCGUCUGUUCGUGUAGAUGUUUAGACAGAGUAAAUGUGAGCACUAAAUGCGGAAAAGCUGGGACGAUGCCGAGGAAAUCUGAGAGGAUACAAGCACUCCCGCCACACAAUGUGCUUGUCGGGAAAAUCAGACUAGCCUCAGAAGCUUAAUUUUUUUUUCAAUGUUAACUUUAAAUAAUAGCCUUGACAAGUCUGUCUCCUGUUUUCUAGAAAAUUUACCGAAGACGUUAAGGGAAUUCCAUGUAGGCAACAGUGCGAGGUUGAAGGCGGAUGAUUUCCUUCAAAGUUACCAGCUUAUUCUUAACGUUGUACAUAGGUAGGUUGUAAAAAUUUGAAUAUUUAUCAUGUAGGCUGUCUUGAGCAAAAAAAAAAGGAAUCUCAAUCAAUCUUGACGGUGAUGGCGAAGACGUUUGUUGAAAAAUUAAUAGCUUUAUUUUAUCGAAAGAAUUUUGCAAUUAGCUCGAUGUCUUUUCUGUCUUUAGAAUUGUUCUCGGAUCUCCCCAUCAGUGUAAAUUGUGAGGACGUCGUCGAGUUGUCAAUAAAAACGUAUCAAACUAAAUAAUUUGGGUGUUUCGAGUUGAUGUUUUGGAGAACAGAAGCAUAGAACAGCUAGGAAAUGUACAAAUAUUUAAAUGGACGUGCAGUGCUAUAGUUCUGCUCCUUAAAUCUUUUUUUUCUUUCUUGCUCUCACCGCCGGGGUUUGCAUAACGUCGCUAAUAUAUGCUGUGGAGAACUUCGAUACGGCCUUUCCUUACAUAGAAAAUAUGCCAACUCAAGGAACCCGUCCGAUUGCGUGCUGAGCUGCGAGCCACAAGCAUUUUGCGCAGUUUUGUGGCUCUGCUUGUGGCUCUGCACCUAUCUCAUCGGUUGAAUUUUUUUUUUCUGAUUUCUCGCUGCAUCUCUGAGCUCACUUUCCAAACAUGUAUCAAAUAACCGCUGUUCAUUAUAAAUUUCAGAGAUAAUUUAGAAGACGAUGUAGAAUUUGAAGUAGAAGGUGAUUUACCAGCACCCAAACCAGACAGUCCUGAACCGGGUCCUUCGACAGCAUCAGAAGACAGACAGAAUCAACCAGCAGAUGGUAAGUUAAUAUGAUAAAACCCUGUAAUAAGAAAUGACUUCAGUAUCAAUCAUAAGUGCUUCAGAUACCAUUAUCUGAGUAUUAUAGCUCGUGUCGUAAAAUCUUCCACCUCAGUUUGUAUUACUUAAAACUACGCUUAAACGUUGAUGAAAAUGACCGAAGACACCUUAAUGCCAAUUGUUUGUUUAGUCUACCGGUAUUCAUGAAAGAAACACGAAAUAUCUUCGCGAUUUUAGUAACUUGGGCCUUUCCUCACUAGCGACAAAGUUGUUUAUUUAGACAAAUUUUCUGUCAUCACCAACAUUUUACAAGUGCAGAUGGUUUGUCGCUGCUUGACAAAUUUUGGCCGGCGCGGACAAAUCUUCAGACGCACCGCCGACAAAAUUCGUCCUGGGUAAAAAUUUGGCAAAAUCGACGAAAUGAACAAAACCGUGAUAAACUUGCCAAUCAUUUGUUGUACAACAAGCGCGUAAUUAUUCUGAAAUCAGUUUACUAGAAAGGCCAAAAUUGUCUUUUGCUGCAAAACUCGGGGAUUCUAAAAUUUUAAAACGACUUACGAUAAAUCCUAGAAAUUGAAGGUGGAAUCCUCUGGCAACUAUGCUAGCAGGUCUCAUGAGCAGAUCAGGCGCUGACGAAAUUUGACGGCUUUGAAAUUUUUAAUGCGGAUGCGGGCCUUUGAUUUUUCUAGGACAAUUCUAGUUUUUUCUGCUAGUGAGGAAAGGCCCUUAUGCUAAUUUCCAACUCUUAAACUAUGAUUGUCGAUCCACUGCAGGUCUUAAAGUAUUUACUCGUAUCUGUUCAUUAGGUGACAAAGAGGAAGUGAUGGUUGUAGAUGAACCAGUUCCCUCGCGGAAGAGGAAAGCCGAUGAGUCAGAAUUGGAGACUAGAGAGCAGCAAGACUCAAAGAGUUCAAAGCGAGCAAGACUUUCUCACGCACCGGCGGAUGAAAAUGAUGACGACAUCAUUGUUCUUUGAGCCGUAAGGACAACUUCUUCCGAUAUCUUCCGAUAUUUUCCUUCUUCCGAAAAAGUUGUCCUUACGGAAUCAACGGAGUUUACCUCAAGAUAUUUUUAAUCAUCUGUUGCGCCGCGCAUGACCAUCUUCAACUUGAAAGUUGAAGUAUAAAAGUAUAGGAGAAGUUUAAAGUUUGUCGUUAAAGGCAAACGGCAAAGGUUAAACGUAAGAUUUUCAUUUCUGUUACUUUGUACAAUGCAUAUUCAAAAAAGUUAAACAAUAUCUCUUAGCUAGGAACAAAAGUUUUGUUCCGUUUAAGAUUCGCAUUGAUAGAGUUAAAUUUUCAAAUAGACUUGCUUG
Molecule: messenger RNA, 11848 nt
Organism: Pocillopora meandrina
Lineage: Eukaryota; Metazoa; Cnidaria; Anthozoa; Scleractinia; Pocilloporidae
Source: the annotation of a GenBank genome assembly